GGUUGUUUGUGUGUUUGUGUGUGAGUGUGUUUCCCAUCAUCGACAUCAUGACUCGUCUGCUGCUCGGAGCCGUGAUGCUGGGGAACCUGGGAGUCUGCGUCGCUGCACAAGUGAUGCUCGCUCCACCUGCUCAGGUGAGGUUCGACUCUGUGGACUAUCAGAACAUUCUGCUCUGGACUCCGCCCACAAACAACACCUCGCUGAAAUACUACAUCCAGUGGAAGAUUUACGGGGAGCCUGAGUGGUUGGAUGUGGACGGUUGUCAGGGGAUCCAGAAGCCUGAGUGUGACCUCAGCAACGUGACCUCUGACCCCAGGGAGUGGUACUACGCCAGAGUUCACGCCUCCUCUCUGCCCUCCAACAAGUCAGCCUGGGCCCUCUCCCCCAGAUUCAGCCCCCGCUGGGACACUACAAUCAGCCGACCCUUCCUGCGGCUGCAUGUCACAGAGCUAGGGAUUGUGGUCCACGUGAAGCCCCCCCGACCGCUGGUGCAGAAGAUGCACAGCAGUCUGUUCUACAACAUCUACCUCAUACACGCCAGUGGAGAGGAGGAGGUGUUUGAGAUGAAGUGCUGUUCCAAAAAACUGACUCUGAAGGAGCUGAAGCCCAAAACAAAGUACUGCGUCCAGGCCGAGGUCGAGAUCCCCUUCCAGGACAUGAACAGCGACCGGAGCUCCCUGAGAUGUGCCACCAUGCUCUGACUGCACACAGACGAGCGACUCAGUGGACGAGCGGACUCGUCAUCCGUCAGUUUCAACCACCCGGCACUACCUCGACGGCUGCAGCCACAAACAUCUGUGCAAAUGAAAGCGCUGCACUUUAUCACUCAAAGCAUUAAAGGUCCGAGCUGUGGAGGUUAAAGGUCAAGAUCCUAUCACAAGCCUUUUCCUCACCAGUGAGUGGACGUCCAGUCAAAUAUCAACUUAUGUUUAGCCUUUUUAUUAUUUUUGUCAUCAUUAUAGUUUUUUACAUUUUCAUUUGUUUCCUGUGAACGGAUCGGGUCUGGACCUGGGAAGAACCAAAACAUUUCGGUGCAGAUUUAAAGAAGAAGAUUCAGGGAUUGAUUAGUAAGGUGUACAUUUGUGAAGAAAUUAAACGACAAAAACCUUCAUUAAGAAAACAAUAUUUGACUUAAAUUAGAUUUUUGUUUGUACCAAGUCCUGUUCCUGACCUUCACUGCAAUCAAGACUCUUUGGCUUCCCUUCUGGGAGCUGUCAUGUCAUCCAUCUUUAUCGACAUAGUUUGAACUUUACAAUUAUCUUGUUUUUGACUUAUCGUAGAUCCAACGUGUGCACGAGUCUACGACCCAGUUUCUUUUAAUGUCAUUUUUCUUUCAUACCCACAAUGUCCAAUAUAGUUACUCCAACACUGUGAUCAUGAUUUGUAAAGAGCAGCCAUGUGAAGCCUUGUUCACUGUUCACACUUGUUGCAGUUGCUGCUUGACGAAUAAAAAACCCCAGAGUUCCUCUUCA
Messenger RNA from Platichthys flesus (European flounder), 1472 nucleotides. RefSeq names its product interleukin 22 receptor, alpha 2 (gene il22ra2). The record is from RefSeq and is a predicted model, not a curated record. The coding region runs from base 48 to 701 and encodes 217 amino acids. Lineage: Eukaryota; Metazoa; Chordata; Actinopteri; Pleuronectiformes; Pleuronectidae. The transcript has 6 exons. Gene Ontology annotation, molecular function: protein binding.